This is a messenger RNA of Aphidius gifuensis, 1696 nucleotides long. RefSeq names its product ubiquitin-like modifier-activating enzyme 5 (gene Uba5). Gene Ontology annotation, cellular component: cytosol; cytoplasm. Gene Ontology annotation, molecular function: UFM1 activating enzyme activity. The record is from RefSeq and is a predicted model, not a curated record. Bases 1 to 1194 code for a protein of 397 amino acids. The transcript has a single exon. NCBI's taxonomy places the organism in Eukaryota, Metazoa, Arthropoda, Insecta, Hymenoptera, Braconidae. Gene Ontology annotation, biological process: protein ufmylation.
AUGGCAAGUGUCAAAGAUUUGGAAAAACGUAUAAAAUAUUUAGAAGCUGAAUUAGCUGCUGAAAAGCUCAAAAAUGCAACACCAAUUAGAGAAAAAAUUCAAGAGAUAUCAUCAGAAGUUGUUGAUACAAAUCCAUACAGUAGAUUGAUGGCUCUAAAACGUAUGGGAAUUGUUGAUAAUUAUGAAAAAAUACGUGAAUUAAGUGUUGCAAUUGUUGGUGUUGGUGGUGUUGGUAGUGUAACAGCUGAAAUGUUUACACGUUGUGGUAUUGGUAAACUAGUAUUAUUUGAUUAUGAUAAAGUUGAAUUGGCAAAUAUGAAUCGUUUAUUUUUUCAACCAAAUCAAGUUGGUCUUAGUAAAGUUGAUGCUGCUGCUAAAACAUUAGAAUCAAUUAAUCCAGAUGUACAAAUUGAUACUCAUAAUUAUAAUAUAACAACUGUUGAUCAUUUUGAUGAUUUUAUGAUGUCAAUUAAUACAUCAAGUUUAACUAAUGGACCAGUUGAUUUGGUAUUAAGUUGUGUUGAUAAUUUUGAAGCAAGAAUGGCUAUAAAUACAGCUUGCAAUGAGCUUAACUUGAAAUGGUUUGAAUCUGGAGUAUCAGAAAACGCUGUAUCUGGACAUAUACAAUUUAUAAUACCUGGUGAAACAGCUUGUUUUGCAUGUGCUCCACCACUUGUUGUUGCAUCAAAUAUUGAUGAAAAAACACUUAAAAAAGAAGGUGUUUGUGCUGCUUCAUUGCCAACAACAAUGGGUAUUGUUGCUGGUUUUCUUACUCAAAAUUCACUGAAAUAUUUAUUAAAUUUUGGAGUUACAUCAAAUUAUCUUGGCUACAAUGCAAUGCAAGAUUUUUUUCCAUCAAUGACACUCAGACCAAAUCCAAGUUGUGAUGAAAAAUUUUGUCGUCAAAGACAACAAGAAUUUAAUGCAAUUCCAAAAAAACAAAUUGUUGAAGAAAUACCUGAAGAAGGACCAAUUCAUGAAAGCAAUGAGUGGGGAAUUUCUCUAAUUGAUGAUGAUGACGAUGAAGAACAAAACAUACAAGCUGAUCAAUCUUCAACUGGUAAUUUAUGUGCUGGUCUAAAACAAGCUUAUGACAUUCCAACAAGUUCAACAACAAUUGACAAUGAAGAAUCUACUGAUGACACCAGUGGAUUGAGCCUAGACGAAUUAAUGGCACAAAUGAAAAGCAUUUAAUUUUUUAAACUAUCAAUUAUUUUAUCUGUUUUUAAAUAAUAUAUAAUUUUGUUUGUAAAAAAAUCAUUGCAAUUGAUAAAAAAAAAAAAAUAGUAAUACACAUUAAAUUUAUAUUUGAGUAAAAUAAAAUACAAUACAAAUUAAUUUUUCUUAUUAUUUUUCACGUGAGAUGAUUUAUACCAACUGAUAAAAUGCAUAUAAUACCUGUGUACUAUAUUAUUUACUAUAUAUAUAUAAUGGUUAUAAUAUUUAUUUGAAAAAAAAAAAAAUAAUAAUAUAAUAAUCAUAAUUAUUUAAUCAUUUUACAUACUUACUAAUUUUUUGUAUCAUUUAUAUUCAUUCAAUUGUUAAAAUUAGGUUUUGCUUUCAUUUAUUAAACAAUGUCUAUUUUAAAAUUCAUGCAGCUUGAACAACCUUAGCUUGAAUAAGUUUUUGUGCUGAAUUAAUUUUAUCACCAAGUGACAAGGCCAUACCUUGACUCUUGGCACGAAUUCUAAUAUGU